Messenger RNA from Eublepharis macularius, 12678 nucleotides. RefSeq names its product transformation/transcription domain associated protein (gene TRRAP). Bases 114 to 11627 code for a protein of 3837 amino acids. The record is from RefSeq and is a predicted model, not a curated record. Gene Ontology annotation, biological process: regulation of DNA-templated transcription; DNA repair. The transcript is spliced from 71 exons. Gene Ontology annotation, cellular component: NuA4 histone acetyltransferase complex; SAGA complex; nucleus. Lineage: Eukaryota; Metazoa; Chordata; Lepidosauria; Squamata; Eublepharidae. Gene Ontology annotation, molecular function: protein binding; transcription coregulator activity.
CUCGGGAAGCGACAAAGGAGGGAAUGAAGGAACCGGAGCGGCCUAAACAGGGGGGCCUGUAUUUGUGACGUUCCAUCCAGUCAUUGGGAGUGACAGCCAGAUUCCGAAGAGCAAUGGCGUUUGUUUCAACACAAGGACCCACAGUGGUUGACCAAACCACGUUAAUGAAAAAAUAUCUACAGUUUGUGGCAGCUCUAACAGAUGUUAAUACACCGGAUGAAACAAAGUUGAAGAUGAUGCAAGAAGUCAGUGAAAACUUUGAGAAUGUGACGUCAUCCCCUCAGUAUUCCACUUUCCUGGAACACAUCAUCCCUCGGUUUCUUACUUUUCUUCAAGAUGGAGAAGUUCAGUUUCUGCAGGAAAAACCAGCACAGCAACUGAGAAAAUUAGUUCUGGAAAUAAUCCAUAGAAUACCAACAAAUGAACACCUUCGUCCGCACACCAAAAAUAUCUUAUCUGUGAUGUUCAGGUUUCUAGAGACUGAAAACGAGGAAAAUGUACUGAUUUGUCUACGGAUAAUUAUAGAACUGCACAAACAGUUCCGGCCACCGAUCACCCAGGAGAUUCAUCAUUUCUUGGAUUUUGUGAAACAGAUUUACAAGGAACUUCCAAAAGUAGUGAAUCGAUACUUUGAGAAUCCGCAGGUAGUGCCAGAGAACACUGUUCCAACCCCUGAAAUGGUCGGCAUGAUCACAACCAUUGUAGUGAAAGUAAAUCCAGAACGGGAUGACGGUGAAACAAGAACGCAUUCUAUAAUUCCCAGAGGCUCUCUCUCCUUGAAAGUGUUGGCUGAGCUGCCAAUCAUUGUUGUCCUUAUGUAUCAGCUUUACAAAUUGAACAUUCAUAACGUGGUGGCUGAAUUUGUGCCUUUGAUUAUGAACACUAUUAUCAUUCAGGUGUCCACGCAAGCAAGGCAGCACAAACUUUACAACAAGGAGCUGUACGCCGACUUCAUUGCCGCACAAAUUAAAACGUUAUCAUUCUUGGCUUACAUCAUAAGGAUUUAUCAGGAGCUGGUGGCAAAGUAUUCUCAGCAGAUGGUGAAGGGAAUGUUACAGUUGCUUUCAAACUGUCCAGCUGAAACGGCUCAUCUGAGGAAAGAGCUUCUCAUUGCCGCCAAGCACAUUCUUACCACAGACUUGAGGAGCCAAUUUAUUCCAUGCAUGGACAAAUUGUUUGAUGAAUCCAUACUCAUAGGCUUGGGAUACACUGCGCGGGAAACCCUGAGACCCCUUGCCUAUAGCACAUUGGCAGAUCUGGUGCAUCACGUCCGCCAGCACUUACCACUCAACGAUCUCUCCCUCGCCGUCCAGCUGUUUGCCAAGAAUAUUGAUGACGAGUCCUUGCCCAGCAGUAUCCAGACCAUGUCGUGCAAACUUCUGCUGAACCUGGUGGACUGCAUCCGGUCCAAAAGCGAGCAGGAAAAUGGCAACGGCAGAGACAUCCUCAUGAGGAUGCUGGAGGUUUUUGUUCUCAAAUUCCACACCAUCGCACGCUAUCAGCUCUCUGUCAUUUUUAAGAAGUGCAAGCCACAGUCUGAACUGGGGGCAGUGGAGGGAGCUCUGCCGGGGGUUCCGGCUGGUGGCAGCGCAGCUCCAGUCCCUGUCCCGUCCCCUGCCCCCACCACACCUGUGGCCUCUGCUGCAGGACCCGUGUUCGAGAAGCAGGGGGAGAAAGAAAAGGAGGAUAAACAGACUUUCCAAGUCACCGAUUGCCGGAGCUUGGUAAAGACCUUAGUCUGCGGCGUCAAAACAAUCACCUGGGGCAUAACGUCUUGCAAAGCACCUGGCGAAGCACAGUUCAUUCCUAAUAAGCAGCUUCAACCAAAAGAGACGCAGAUUUAUAUAAAACUGGUCAAAUAUGCAAUGCAGGCUUUGGAUAUUUAUCAGGUUCAGAUAGCUGGAAACGGGCAGACAUACAUUCGAGUUGCGAACUGUCAGACGGUCAGGAUGAAAGAAGAGAAGGAGGUCCUUGAACAUUUUGCUGGGGUCUUCACUAUGAUGAAUCCUCUGACUUUUAAAGAAAUCUUCCAGACUACAGUUCCUUACAUGGUUGAAAGAAUCUCGAAGAACUAUGCCCUUCAGAUUGUUGCCAAUUCCUUUUUGGCCAACCCAACAACCUCUGCUCUGUUUGCUACGAUUUUGGUGGAGUACCUGCUAGACCGAUUGCCUGAAAUGGGCUCGAACGUGGAGCUGUCCAAUCUAUAUCUCAAACUAUUCAAGCUGGUUUUUGGCUCCGUUUCACUCUUCGCUGCAGAAAAUGAACAAAUGCUGAAGCCGCAUUUACACAAGAUAGUGAACAGCUCCAUGGAGCUUGCACAGACUGCAAAGGAACCCUACAACUAUUUCUUGCUCCUUCGAGCUCUCUUCCGGUCGAUCGGCGGGGGGAGCCAUGAUCUCCUGUAUCAGGAAUUCCUGCCCUUGUUACCAAACUUACUACAAGGUCUGAACAUGCUACAAAGCGGGCUGCACAAACAGCACAUGAAGGAUUUGUUCGUGGAGCUCUGCCUGACGGUGCCGGUUCGACUGAGCUCCCUUCUCCCUUACUUGCCGAUGCUGAUGGAUCCCUUAGUGUCGGCCUUGAACGGGUCUCAGACGCUGGUCAGCCAGGGCUUGCGGACGCUGGAGUUGUGCGUGGAUAAUUUGCAGCCGGACUUCUUGUACGAUCACAUUCAGCCAGUGCGAGCGGAGCUGAUGCAGGCCUUGUGGCGGACCCUUCGCAAUCCGGCCGAGACCAUUUCCCACGUCGCUUAUCGUGUGCUUGGCAAGUUUGGUGGAAGCAACAGAAAGAUGUUGAAAGAGUCACAGAAGCUGCAGUACGUCGUGACCGAGAUCCAAGGGCCCAGCAUCACGGCCGAGUUCUCUGACUGCAAAGCAUCCAUCCAGCUCCCCAUGGAGAAGGCCAUCGAGACGGCUUUGGACUGCCUGAAGAGUGCGAAUACAGAGCCGUACUAUCGAAGGCAGGCGUGGGAGGUGAUCAAAUGCUUCCUGGUGGCCAUGAUGAACCUGGACGAUAACAAACAUGCCUUGUAUCAACUUCUGGCUCAUCCCAACUUUACCGAGAAGUCUAUCCCCAGUGUCAUCAUCUCCCAUCGCUACAAAGCACAGGAUACGCCCGCCCGCAGAACCUUUGAGCAGGCAUUGACAGGGGCCUUCAUGUCAGCUGUCAUCAAAGACCUCCGCCCCAGUGCUCUUCCUUUUGUAGCCAGCUUGAUCCGCCAUUACACAAUGGUGGCGGUUGCCCAGCAGUGCGGUCCUUUCUUGCUCCAGUGUUACCAGGUUGGAAGCCAGCCCAGCACAGCCAUGUUUCACAGCGAAGAAAACGGAUCCAAGGGCAUGGAUCCCUUGGUGCUGAUCGACGCUAUUGCCAUCUGCAUGGCGUACGAAGAGAAAGAGCUCUGCAAAAUAGGAGAGGUGGCCCUCGCGGUCAUCUUCGAUGUGGCGAGCAUCAUCCUGGGAUCGAAGGAAAGGGCUUGCCAGCUCCCUUUGUUCUCCUACAUUGUGGAACGCCUGUGCGCCUGCUGCUAUGAACAGGCCUGGUACGCCAAGCUCGGGGGCGUGGUGUCAAUCAAGUUUCUUAUGGAGCGGCUGCCCCUCAUCUGGGUCCUCCAGAACCAGCAGACGUUCCUCAAGGCUCUCCUGUUUGUUAUGAUGGAUCUGACCGGAGAGGUUUCUAACGGAGCAGUUGCAAUGGCCAAAACAACCCUGGAGCAGCUCUUGAUUCGGUGCGCGACUCCCCUGAAGGACGAAGAGAAGACGGAGGAGAUUCUAGCAGCACAGGAGAAGUCCUUCCACCACGUGACCCAUGACCUGGUGCGAGAAGUGACCUCUCCAAACUCCACCGUGAGGAAACAAGCCAUGCAUUCCUUGCAAGUGCUCGCCCAGGUCACGGGGAAAAGCGUCACGGUCAUUAUGGAGCCGCAUAAAGAGGUCCUCCAAGAUAUGGUUCCUCCGAAAAAGCACUUGCUUAGACACCAGCCCGCCAAUGCCCAGAUUGGUUUGAUGGAGGGGAACACAUUUUGCACCACGCUCCAGCCCAGGCUGUUUACCAUGGAUCUAAAUGUGGUGGAGCAUAAAGUAUUUUAUACAGAGCUGUUGAAUUUGUGCGAGGCCGAAGACUGUGCCCUGAUGAAACUACCCUGCUACAAGAGCCUACCUUCUCUGGUACCGCUUCGGAUCGCUGCUUUGAAUGCCUUAGCUGCCUGCAAUUAUUUGCCGCAGUCGAGGGAGAAAAUCAUUGCCGCACUUUUCAAGGCACUUAAUUCGACCAACAACGAACUCCAAGAGGCAGGAGAGGCCUGUAUGAGGAAGUUUUUGGAAGGUGCUACAAUAGAAGUUGACCAGAUCCAUACUCACAUGAGGCCAUUGCUUAUGAUGCUGGGCGACUACCGAAGUCUGACGCUGAACGUUGUGAACCGCCUGACGUCGGUCACCCGGCUCUUCCCAAACUCUUUCAAUGACAAGUUCUGCGAUCAGAUGAUGCAACACCUGCGCAAGUGGAUGGAAGUGGUAGUUAUCACUCACAAAGGAGGCCAGAGAAGUGAUGGAAAUGAAAUGAAGAUCUGCUCGGCGAUUAUAAACUUGUUUCAUCUGAUUCCUGCGGCUCCCCAGACUUUGGUGAAGCCACUGCUAGAGGUUGUGAUGAAAACAGAACGAGCUAUGUUGAUAGAGGCUGGCAGCCCUUUCAGAGAACCGCUAAUAAAGUUUCUGACGCGGCAUCCUUCCCAGACGGUGGAACUGUUUAUGAUGGAAGCCACUUUGAAUGACCCGCAGUGGAGCAGAAUGUUCAUGAGCUUUUUAAAGCACAAAGACGCGAAACCACUGCGUGAUGUCCUGGCGGCAAAUCCAAACCGGUUCAUCACAUUGCUGUUACCUGGCGGUACCCAAGCUGCAGUCAGGCCUGGUUCUCCCAGCACCAGUACGAUGCGCCUCGAUCUCCAGUUCCAAGCUAUCAAGAUCAUAAGUAUCAUCGUUAAGAAUGAUGAGUGUUGGCUAGCCAACCAGCAUUCCUUAGUGAGCCAGCUGAGACGCGUAUGGGUCAGUGAAGCUUUCCAGGAAAGGCAUCGGAGAGAGAACAUGGCGGCCACCAACUGGAAGGAACCCAAGCUCCUUGCAUACUGCUUGUUGAAUUACUGCAAGAGAAAUUAUGGUGACAUAGAAUUGCUCUUCCAGCUUCUCCGAGCCUUUACCGGCCGUUUCCUCUGCAACAUGACUUUCUUAAAGGAAUACAUGGAAGAGGAGAUUCCCAAAAACUACACCAUUGCUCAGAAACGGGCUCUGUUCUUCCGGUUUGUCGACUUCAAUGAUCCCAACUUUGGAGAUGAGCUCAAAGCCAAGGUUCUGCAGCACAUCCUCAACCCCGCUUUCUUGUACAGCUUUGAAAAGGGGGAAGGCGAGCAACUUCUGGGCCCCCCCAAUCCAGAAGGAGACAAUCCUGAAAGCAUCACUAGUGUAUUCAUAACAAAGGUGCUUGAUCCGGAAAAGCAAGCGGACAUGCUGGAUUCGCUCCGGAUUUACCUCUUGCAGUUUGCCACGCUGCUGGUGGAGCACGCCCCACAUCACAUCCACGACAACAACAAGAACAGGAACAGCAAGUUGCGCCGCCUCAUGACCUUUGCUUGGCCAUGCCUCCUCUCCAAGGCUUGUGUGGAUCCCGCCUGCAAAUAUAGUGGGCAUUUGAUUCUGGCACACAUCAUUGCAAAGUUCGCCAUCCAUAAGAAGAUCGUUUUACAGGUGUUUCACAGUCUCCUGAAGGCUCAUGCCAUGGAAGCCCGUGCCAUUGUUCGGCAAGCGAUGGCGAUUCUGACGCCGGCAGUGCCAGCUCGCAUGGAGGACGGUCACCAGAUGCUCACUCACUGGACCAGGAAGAUCAUCGUGGAAGAGGGCCACACGGUUCCUCAGCUGGUCCACAUUUUGCAUUUGAUCGUCCAGCAUUUCAAGGUUUACUUUCCAGUGAGACACCAUUUGGUCCAGCACAUGGUGAGUGCCAUGCAGAGACUGGGCUUCACCCCCAGCGUGACCAUCGAGCAGAGAAAACUGGCUGUUGACCUAGCUGAAGUGGUGAUCAAAUGGGAACUGCAGCGCAUUAAAGAUCAGCAGCCGGAUUCAGAUACGGAUCAGAGUGCAGGCGGGGAAGGAACAAGUUCUUCCUCCUCGGGCAUCAAGAGGGGCUUAUCUGUUGAUUCGGGCCAAGAAGUGAAGCGGUUCAGAACUGCUACGGGAACAAUAAGCGCGGUGUUUGGACGCAGCCAGUCGCUGCCAGGGGCCGACGCGCUUCUCUCGAAGCCGAUCGACAAACAACACACAGAUACGGUUAUCAACUUCCUCAUUAGAAUUGCUUGCCAGGUAAAUGACAACUCCAACACGGCCGGCUCUCCUGGCGAACUGCUCUCCCGCCGCUGCGUUAACCUUUUGAAGACAGCUUUACGGCCAGACAUGUGGCCCAAAUCCGAACUCAAACUGCAGUGGUUUGAUAAGCUUCUGAUGACUGUGGAACAACCUAACCAGGCCAACUUUGCCAACAUUUGUACUGGGCUGGAGGUUCUCAGUUUCCUUCUGACCGUCCUCCAAUCCACGGCAAUCCUAAGUAGUUUCAAGCCUCUGCAGCGGGGGAUUGCAUCCUGCAUGACUUGCGGAAAUACCAAGGUUCUGCGAGCCGUCCACAGCCUCUUGUCUCGCUUAAUGAGUAACUUCCCUACAGAACCAAGCACUUCAAGUGUGGCCUCCAAGUAUGAAGAACUGGAGUGUCUGUAUGCCGCUGUUGGGAAGGUUAUUUACGAAGGACUGACUAAUUAUGAAAAAGCGACCAAUGCAAACCCUUCCCAACUUUUUGGUACUUUAAUGAUUUUGAAGUCUGCAUGCAGUAACAAUCCUAGUUACAUAGACCGACUGAUUUCAGUCUUCAUGCGAUCUCUACAGAAGAUGGUGCGGGAGCACUUAAACCAGCAGGCACAAGCAGGGACAGCAGAAGCGAACACAGCUGGCACGAGUGAGUUGGUCAUGCUGAGUUUGGAACUUGUGAAAACACGUCUUGCUGUGAUGAGCAUGGAGAUGAGAAAGAACUUCAUUCAAGCCAUCCUGACUUCUCUCAUUGAAAAAUCGAACGAUGCCAAAAUUCUUCGGGCGGUGGUGAGAAUAGUGGAAGAAUGGGUGAAAAACAACUCUCCCUCGGCUGCCAGCCAGACACCUACCCUUCGAGAGAAGUCCAUUUUGUUAGUAAAAAUGAUGACCUACAUUGAAAAACGUUUUCCAGAGGACCUUGAAUUAAAUGCCCAGUUCUUAGACCUUGUUAACUAUGUCUAUAGGGACGAAAGUCUUUCUGGGAGUGAGCUGACUGCCAAGCUUGAACCAGCAUUCCUUUCGGGACUUCGCUGUGCCCAGCCACUCAUCCGAGCCAAAUUCUUUGAGGUUUUUGACAACUCUAUGAAGCGACGGGUCUACGAACGCCUGCUUUAUAUCACCUGUUCUCAAAAUUGGGAGGCCAUGGGCAAUCAUUUUUGGAUCAAGCAAUGCAUUGAGCUCUUAUUGGCUGUAUGUGAGAGGAACACUACGAUUGGGACGAGUUGUCAAGGCGCCAUGCUCCCAUCCAUCACAAACGUUAUCAACCUUGCUGAUAGUCACGACCGGGCAGCCUUCGCUAUGGUGACUCAUGUCAAGCAAGAGCCUCGUGAAAGAGAAAACAGUGAAUCCAAAGAAGAGGAUGUGGAAAUAGACAUUGAACUGGCUCCUGGCGAUCAGACUAGCACACCCAAAACCAAAGAACUGUCUGAAAAGGACAUCGGCAACCAGUUGCAUAUGUUGACUAACAGACACGAUAAAUUCCUUGACUCCCUCCGAGAAGUAAAGACUGGAGCGCUGCUCAGCGCCUUCGUGCAGCUGUGCCACAUUUCCACACCUUUAGCCGAAAAGACCUGGAUCCAACUUUUCUCCCGAUUGUGGAAAAUCUUAUCCGAUCGACAGCAGCACGCUCUUGCAGGUGAAAUAAGUCCUUUCCUGUGCAGCGGCAGCCACCAGGUGCAGCGCGACUGCCAGCCAAGCGCCCUGAACUGCUUUGUGGAAGCCAUGUCUCAGUGCGUCCCUCCCAUACCCAUCCGGCCCUGUGUGCUGAAGUACCUGGGGAAAACCCACAACCUCUGGUUCCGUUCCACACUCAUGCUGGAGCACCAGGCCUUCGAAAAGGGCCUCAGCUUGCAGAUUAAGCCCAAGCAGACCACUGAAUUUUAUGAGCAGGAAAGCAUCACACCACCCCAGCAGGAAAUCCUCGAUUCUCUUGCGGAGCUGUACUCUUUGUUACAAGAGGAGGACAUGUGGGCUGGGCUGUGGCAAAAGCGUUGUAAAUUUCCUGAGACGGCCACCGCAAUCGCUUACGAACAGCACGGAUUCUUUGAGCAGGCACAAGAAAUGUAUGAAAAGGCAAUGGAUAAAGCAAAGAAAGAACACGAAAGGAGCAAUGCCUCCCCUGCUAUUUUCCCUGAGUAUCAGCUCUGGGAAGACCACUGGAUUCGGUGUUCCAAGGAACUGAAUCAAUGGGAAGCUCUGACAGAGUAUGGACAGUCCAAGGGCCACAUCAAUCCCUACCUUGUUCUGGAAUGCGCGUGGCGGGUCUCGAACUGGACGGCUGUGAAGGAGGCCCUGGUACAGGUGGAGCUGAGCUGCCCCAAGGAGAUGAUGUGGAAGGUCAACAUGUACCGGGGCUAUCUGGCUAUCUGCCAUCCGGAAGAGCAGCAGCUGAAUUACAUUGAACGCCUGGUGGAAAUGGCCAGCGGCUUGGCCAUUCGAGAGUGGCGGAGGCUCCCUUAUGUGGUUUCUCAUGUUCACACACCACUUCUUCAGGCAGCACAACAAAUCAUUGAACUGCAAGAGGCAGCCCAAAUAAAUGCCGGGUUACAGCCAGCAAACCUCGGGCGGAACAACAGCCUGCAUGACAUGAAGACCGUCGUGAAGACCUGGCGGAACAGGCUGCCGAUCGUGUCGGAUGACUUGUCCCACUGGAGCAGCAUUUUUAUGUGGAGGCAGCAUCAUUACCAAGCCAUCGUAAGUGCGUAUGAGAACAGCACUCAACAUGACCCCAGUUCCAACAAUGCCAUGUUGGGCGUUCAUGCUUCAGCGUCAGCAAUCAUCCAGUAUGGGAAAAUCGCACGGAAGCAGGGGCUGGUCAACGUGGCUCUGGACAUUCUUAGCCGCAUCCAUACCAUUCCAACGGUGCCGAUCGUGGACUGCUUCCAGAAGAUUCGGCAGCAAGUCAAAUGCUAUCUUCAGCUGGCUGGAGUGAUGGGGAAAAAUGAGUGCAUGCAGGGCCUUGAGGUUAUUGAGUCGACAAACCUGAAGUAUUUUACCAAGGAGAUGACAGCAGAAUUCUAUGCACUGAAGGGGAUGUUUUUGGCUCAGAUUAACAAGUCUGAAGAAGCCAACAAAGCAUUCUCUGCAGCAGUGCAAAUGCAUGACGUUUUGGUGAAAGCCUGGGCGAUGUGGGGGGAUUACCUAGAAAACAUCUUUGUGAAGGAGCGCCAGCUGCAUCUAGGCGUCUCAGCAAUCACCUGCUACUUGCACGCAUGUCGCCAUCAAAAUGAGAGCAAGUCGCGGAAGUAUUUAGCCAAGGUUCUUUGGUUGCUAAGCUUUGACGACGACAAGAACACCUUGGCGGAUGCAGUUGAUAAGUACUGUAUUGGUGUCCCGCCUAUCCAGUGGCUGGCUUGGAUUCCUCAGCUGCUAACCUGCCUGGUUGGGUCCGAGGGCAAGCUCCUUCUGAACCUUAUCAGUCAGGUUGGCCGAGUCUACCCCCAAGCGGUGUACUUCCCAAUCCGGACCCUCUAUUUAACACUGAAGAUAGAGCAGCGCGAACGCUACAAAAGCGAUUCUGGACAGCAACAGCCAAGUUCAGUAGGAAACCAGUCUCAUUCCGCGUCGGAUCCUGGGCCGAUCAGAGCUACUGCCCCAAUGUGGCGUUGCAGCCGGAUCAUGCACAUGCAAAGAGAAUUGCAUCCAACUCUGCUUUCCUCUCUGGAGGGGAUUGUCGAUCAGAUGGUGUGGUUCAGAGAAAACUGGCACGAGGAGGUCCUUCGACAGCUGCAGCAGGGACUGGCGAAAUGCUACUCGGUGGCCUUCGAAAAAAGUGGAGCAGUUUCCGAUGCCAAAAUCACCCCUCACACGCUGAAUUUUGUCAAAAAAUUGGUCAGCACCUUUGGAGUUGGCCUGGAGAACGUCUCCAAUGUCUCCACCAUGUUUUCCAGCGCUGCUUCAGAGUCACUGGCAAGAAGGGCCCAGGCGACGGCUCAAGAUCCCGUCUUUCAGAAACUCAAAAGCCAGUUCACAACAGACUUCGACUUCAGUGUGCCGGGCUCCAUGAAACUCCACAACCUUAUCUCAAAGCUGAAGAAGUGGAUCAAAAUCCUCGAGGCAAAAACCAAACAGCUGCCCAAGUUCUUCCUCAUUGAAGAAAAGUGUCGGUUUCUGAGCAACUUCUCCGCCCAGACAGCCGAAGUGGAAAUUCCUGGCGAGUUCCUCAUGCCGAAGCCGACACAUUAUUACAUCAAGAUUGCACGAUUCAUGCCAAGAGUGGAGAUAGUACAAAAACAUAACACCGCGGCCCGGAGGCUCUAUAUUAGAGGCCAUAAUGGGAAGAUUUACCCGUAUCUGGUCAUGAACGAUGCUUGCCUGACAGAGUCGCGUCGGGAGGAGCGUGUGCUGCAGCUCCUUCGCCUUCUGAACCCCUGCUUGGAGAAGAGGAAGGAGAGCACCAAGAGGCAUCUCUUUUUCACAGUCCCCCGGGUCGUGGCUGUCUCUCCACAGAUGCGCUUGGUAGAAGACAAUCCCUCCUCUCUCUCCCUCGUGGAGAUCUACAAGCAACGCUGCGCCAAAAAAGGGAUUGAGCACGACAGUCCCAUUUCUCGUUACUAUGACAGGCUGGCCACAGUCCAAGCACGAGGGACCCAGGCCAGCCAUCAGGUUCUCCGCGAUAUUCUGAAAGAGGUUCAGGGCAACAUGGUGCCACGCAGCAUGCUGAAGGAAUGGGCUUUGCACACUUUCCCGAACGCCACUGAUUACUGGACGUUCCGAAAGAUGUUCACCAUUCAGUUGGCGUUGAUUGGCUUUGCCGAAUUUGUCUUCCACUUGAACAGGCUCAACCCAGAGAUGCUGCAGAUUGCGCAGGAUACCGGCAAGCUGAACGUGGCCUACUUCCGAUUUGACAUUAACGAUGCAACGGGGGACCUAGAUGCCAAUCGGCCAGUUCCGUUCCGCCUCACGCCCAAUAUUUCUGAAUUCCUCACCACUAUUGGUGUUUCCGGCCCCCUGACCGCAUCUAUGAUUGCGGUUGCUCGCUGCUUUGCACAGCCAAACUUUAAGGUCGAUGGCAUCCUGAAGACGGUGCUGCGAGAUGAAAUAAUCGCCUGGCAUAAGAAAACUCAGGAAGACACUUCCUCCCCACUCUCGGCUGCCGGGCAGCCGGAGAACAUGGACAGCCAGCAGCUGGUCUCACUGGUUCAAAAAGCCGUAACCGCCAUCAUGACCCGGCUGCAUAAUCUGGCUCAGUUCGAAGGAGGGGAGAGCAAAGUCAGCACUCUGGUAGCCGCGGCCAACAGCCUGGAUAACCUCUGCCGCAUGGAUCCAGCUUGGCACCCUUGGCUUUAACCCUGGCGGCCGGCACGCUUCGCUGUUGCUUUGUGAAGCUUGUGUUGUGUGAUGGUGUCGGUGGGGGAGAGCAGGAAAUGUGAAGCAAUUUAUUCCGGCGCCAUGGCUGCCUCUGUCCCUCUUGCAGCCACCCUCUGGGCCGCCUCCGUCUUUGGUGUGAUCAUGUUUACAGAUGUACUGCUGUUUUUCGAAGCAAUCGUACCAUUUCGAAGCAAUUUCAGGUGGUCGUUAUACAGGAGUAACUUUUUUUUUUAACCAACAGCUGAAAAUUGGGGAAGGAGGACUUAAAUACUUCACAGAAGAAAUCUUGUUUUAUGUCAAUUGUGAGAAUAUUGACACUACUUCGCAAGUCGACGAUCAACCUGCUCUGAGCUCUAAGCCCUUUUUAUAUACUCUGAAGAAAACGAGUAUUCCUACAUGGUGGGAACUCGUGGAAUGGACUUUUUUUAAAAACUAAGAAAAGUGUUUUCCUUCAUUGUUUGCCUUCACAUUGGUACCAAGAUGACUCAAAUAGUGUUUUUAUUCAGUCAGAAAUAUACCUGAGCUACGAUGGGUUUGUACAGAGAUUUUUUUUUUUUGUAAUGAUGUAUAGAAGAGCCCUGUGUUUUUGCUGGUUGUUAGAAAAAACGAUCAAAUUGUGUUAAGGUUUCUUUUUUUUUUCCCCCUUGGGGGCAAAGCUACUGUACAGUGAAAAUGGGCAUGUUUCAGAAGUCUAGUUUAGUAGUUUACUUAUGCAUAAAAAGGGAAUUUAUAAAACCAUCAUCAAGAGAUGUAUUUGGAUGGAACUGGUGCAACACAGUUUUUUUUUUUUAAAAAAGUAUAAGAUAAGGUGGCGAUAUUUUUUGAGCUUGGACACAAUUAAAUGUAUAUCAAUAAAGUAGCUUCUUGAGAAAAAUGUUCUUAGCUUUUACUUUUGUAAUUAAAAAAAAAGAUACGUCUUUUAUUUGAGUCUGUGUUAGCAUUUUUAAAAAUAAACCUUGCAGUGUUGAGAAUGUUCUAGUUAAAAUUUGUACAGGUUGAAUUUUUCAUAAUAAAUAUUUUCUAAAAUGCG